Molecule: messenger RNA, 8432 nt
Organism: Lepisosteus oculatus (spotted gar)
Lineage: Eukaryota; Metazoa; Chordata; Actinopteri; Semionotiformes; Lepisosteidae
Gene: gprc5bb
Product: G protein-coupled receptor, class C, group 5, member Bb
Biological process (GO): G protein-coupled receptor signaling pathway
Cellular component (GO): intracellular membrane-bounded organelle; signaling receptor complex; extracellular exosome
Molecular function (GO): protein kinase activator activity; G protein-coupled receptor activity; protein kinase binding
Source: RefSeq, a predicted model, not a curated record
CAGCUGGGGAAACGUGCGCUCAGACAGUCGGCAACACCACACUGGGAAUCACAACAUCCUACCCCGGGGAGCCUCGGCGGUGCAGAAGGAGAGCGUUCGUCUCAUCGCUGCUGCAGCAGAAUCACACAGCGGACUUAAAAGCCCCCCAAUGCAGACAGGUUUAAUACAAAGCGCCACUGACCAGACAAUAGAGCCGCUCAACGCCGUGUCUCCGGGGGGACAAAGGCAGUGAAAGACAGGGGACUGAUCCCGGCAGCCACCCACCGGGAGCUAUUUCUGGGAUACCGGGGGGGAGCACGAUCGAGGGGAACAGUGGAUGCCCCAAAGCUGACAUCUCAUCUCCUUCCGCGGUGAAGAAUGCGGCUUGUGCGGAGGGCUUUGCGGCGACACACGCGAACGAUUGGAUCUGGACCGAAACAGACACCGGGGAUAGACUUGAUGUCGUCUAACUUUGUGAACAGCGAGAUUUGACGCUGGCGAGACAUUUUUAUUCUUCAAAUCCGUAUUCCUCGGGAGGGGUUAAUUGCACCACUUCGGUCAACAGAAUUGAAAGGCAAACGGCGGGGGGAACAAUAGUCUGAAAUCCAUUCUUAGUAAAACCCCGGAGCAGCGACUGGCUCAAGCGCACUACCUAUAGCAGGACCGAUCCAGCCCAGGAGCGUGACCGACCCAGAUCCGGAGAGAUCCCGAAAAACAGCCCGGUUAGCGGCGUGCUCAUUACAGCCGAGAUCGAUGCGAGGAGUCCCGGUGAUCUCAUACUGUCAGCAGGGGGUUUAAACCGAAAUGUGACUCUAUUUACCUCCAAUACACACACACACACACGUGAUUCAGUAUUCUGGAGUCGGAGAUUUGAUUAGAAGGCAAGGGCAGCGAGAGAGAGCCCAUCGUCUACUGCUGUCAGCAACACCCGGCUCGCUGAAGGCACACAGCGUGCGGGUCAGCCGCACACAGGCACAUACGGGAGGGGGUCUGUGGCGGCAGGCUGGGUCAGACAGGAGAUCCUGGCAGCUUCCACUGAACGGCCUCAGCUACAGGUCAUGGCGCGCUGUUCUCAGUGGCUGGCCCUCUUCCUGCUCCUGCUCUCCCUGCUAGGGGGGGGCUCCUCCCAGAAUUCCAGCGCCCCCCGCGGCUGUGGCCUGGGCCUGCAGGCGUCCUACACCCCGCUGUGCGACCUGGAGGCCGUGUGGGGCAUCGUCCUGGAGGCGGUGGCCGGGGCCGGCGUCCUCACCGCCCUGCUGCUGGCCCUGGUGCUGCUGGGACGCCUGCCCUUCAUCACGGAGCCGGAGAAGCGCAGCCCCGUGGGGCUGCUGCUGCUGCUGCUGCUGGGCGUGCUGGGCCUGUUCGGCCUCAGCUUCGCCUACAUCAUCCGGCCCGACGAGAGGGUGUGCGUCGCCCGCCGCGCCCUCUGGGGGGUGCUCUUCUCCCUCUGCUUCUCCUGCCUGCUGGCCCAGGGCUGGCGGCUGCGGAGGCUGGCGCGUCAGGGAAAGAGCCCGGGAGCCUGGCAGCUCUGCUGGCUGGCCAUCAGCCUGACCCUGGUGCAGGCCAUCAUCGCCACCGAGUGGCUGGUGCUCACCGUGGUGCGGGAGGGGCAGCCGGCCUGCGGGUACCUGCCUCUGGACUUCACCCUGGCUUCGACCUACGCCCUGGUCCUCCUGCUGGCCUCCCUGGUCCUGGCCGUGCUCUGCCUGUGCGGGAAGUUCUGCAAGUGGAAGCGCAACGGGGUCUUCCUCGUCCUCGCCUGCCUGCUCUCCCUGCUGCUGUGGGCGGCCUGGUCCGGCUUCUACCUGUACGGCAACCGGGCCCUGGGCCACCCGCCGCUGUGGGACGAGCCCACCCUGGCCAUCGCGCUGGUCUCCCACGGCUGGGCCCUGCUGCUGCUGCACGCCAUUCCCGAGGUGCACUGCUGCGUCCGGCCCCCGCCCCCGCCCAGCGCCCCGGACUACUUCGACACCUCGCAGCCGCCCCCCCGCCUGCGCGAGACCAGCUUCGACGAGGACGUGGCCCUGCCUCACCGGCCCUACAUGGAGAACCAGGCCUUCUCCUUCGACGAGCACAAUGCAGCUCUGCGGGCGGGGGGGUACCGCAAUGGCAACCUGGGCUCUCGCCCCAGCGUCCCCUUCCGCAGCAAUGUGUACCAGCCAACUGAGAUGGCAGUGGUGCUCAACGGCGGCACGAUCCCUUCUGCGCCCCCCAACUACACAGGACGGCACCUGUGGUGAAGCCAGGAGGAUUGGGGGUGACCAGUCUGCGGGGGACCAGGGGGUGCCAGCGAGUUCCCCGGUGCACUGGAGCUACUUGCAGGGUUUUCUUUUGGUGGCGAUGUGGGGGGGGGGAACGGGGAGAGCCGACAGGAUCCUCUGCACCGACCCUGCGGGCUGAACUGUACAGAGAGGGAGCAGGGAGGCAGAGUGCCGCUGCUUGGCUUCGUAACCGACUUCUAACACAUUAACACUGCAGAGGACGGGCGUGUGGAGCCUGGAAGGGAGGGUACUCCGGAACUGCUCUAGCGCAGUGCUGAAUUUGCACCAGUUUCCAAUUCGAACCAUACAAAGCCGAGUCUUGUUUAAUUUCUAAAAGAGAAACUAGCAGAUGACCCAAAAAGCUGACUUCUACCAUCUGUGAUAGCAGAACACAGGACACGAAAUGGGACACAGAAUUCAAUCGCAUCGUGAGCUGUGACUCAGUAAUGGGGUUACCCCUGGCUAACACCUACUUCCUGUAUAAUUCAACGAAAGUAGGGUGGUGAGAAUAUAGAAAUAAAAACAUGUACACUUCGUUUAGCAGAAGGUGCAUUACACCAGGUUGUAGAAUUUUCCUUUAAAGGGGUGUAAUGAGCACAACACUUACUACUUACAUAUUACUGAGCAUUUGAGGACCCAGAAAAAGCUUUAUGUUACUAUCAAUGAACCUUGGUAGCCUAACCAAAUACUGUACUUUAAUCUUUGUUACUGGCAAAGCUGUUUAAGCAUUUUUAUUUUGCCACAACAGUACUUGCUAAAAGAGAGUACGCUGAGCUCUAAAAACUAGAACCUGGUAGUCUGAAGUGGAUUUUCCCGAGCAAUUAAAAGCGCUCCCCCAGAAAGUAAGCUCUGGUGCAAACUGAGCAGGCGGCAGAGUUUGACGGAGCGGUCAUUGGGUUGGGUUUGCUUUGUUUGAGGUGGCUGGUUGGUUGAAAUGUAAUGGGCCUGGUCCAGCAGCAAGAGCUCAGCACAGAAAACAGCCCCAGUGGAUUCAGGUCAGAAGCAGAGUCCACCCUCUUUCCCAGAUUUGUUAUGAAACUGCACCAGCCUCCUCUUCACCUCAGUGCUGCUGGACGCAGUUCCAUCCCAUUUCAUGCAGUGGUUGGCACCACUAAAUUAAGUGAAGGAAACUGUUGCCUCAUUGUAUGAUCCAGUUGCGGCCCCGCUGUUAAGGUGAAUUCUUGUGAGGAUUUUUGAAACGAGAGAAGAAACUUCAGAGAGGUGCUGUCUGGCUGUUUUUAGUGGGGUUCUGCUUUCUCUUGUAAAAACAAAACCAUGUAAUUGUUUUUCCUCUGGGAUUUCUCUUGCUGCUCAUGCAAAGUGCACGUGUUUAAGCUCUUUCUGCACCUUUUACUUCUUCCCUCAGUGAACUUUGAACCCUGUCAUCCCUCAGUGAACUUUGAACCCCGUCAAAGUACUCCACCUGUCGUUUCUGCUCUUUUGGAAUCUCAGCUGUUCUGAUGUUUGGUUUGUUUGUAUUUGAGAUACAUAUAUUUUCUUUACUAAUGGAAAAUGGUUCACUUUUGUUCUUUGCACACAUCUGUGGUGGAUCGAUCACCACCACAGGAGAAUUCCUGAAAAUCCCAGGAGUUAUCUGGAAUGGAUGUCACAUUUCUUUGAAAUCUUCUGGGAGAGAGCCUGGGAUCUGGAAUAAAAGCAGUGUGCAUGACCGAUAUGAAUGGACUACAAAGAAGGACACCUUUGGAAAAGACUGGAGUAAACUGGAUCUCCAAGUCACCGAGUGAAACAGGCUGCCAUUUAGCUCCCUUUCUGUUUUGAUAAUUUUUAUAGAUGUUUCUUUUUGUUCUGUUUUUACUGUUUUCUUUUUAAUGCCUGUGAGGACUGUGAUGUAAGCAGCUGCUGUGCGUUUGUAGUGUGCGUGGGUGAGUGUGAGGGCACAGCGAUAGAAUGGGAGGGUGGGGUGUGUCAGUGCAGUCAGAGCUCCUGACUGACCAUGAGUGCAGCAAUUUGCCCUUCUCACACAAUCAAAAACACAUUUAUACAGUGCCUUCCCUGGAGCCUCUGAUAUUAAAAAAAAAUAACUUGAACAAUGGUACCGUUGAUUUUUUUUAAAAACAAAACUGAGAUCGCUUGAUACUGUAGGUAAUGCCUGUUUUCGCAUUGGCAGAUAAUAUGUGUAGAGUUUUGUAUCGUGAAACGUCAGCCAUAUUCGGGUUACCCAGGAAACCAGUGACUGCUUGGCCUAGAGCAUGGUAGUCUGGAGUGGAUUCAAAGUUUUCCCCCAGAAAAUAAAUUCUGGUGCAAACUGAGACCCAGAGAACUGACGAGAGGCAGUGUGCCAGAUACUGUAUGAAAAAGAGAGAACUCCUAGGUUUGUUUGCAAAACUGCAUUUCCUUGUUCUAAUUCAUGUGUGCUGGGGCUAGAGCUUAUUCAGUGUCACUAAUCAUGGCGGGUGACCCAAGCUUAUGAGAAGGGUUGGUCGUUGAUAAUAGGGAAGUGCUGGUGUGGCUGAUGUUGUACACAGAGACAUUAGGAGUGUGAAGAAGAUCAGUAGUUUCUUUUACAUUUCACCCCAUAUCUUUUUCUGUAGUGCUCUUUAACCAGUAGUUGAACAAAUGCUGAUAAAACAUUAUGAUUGCCUUUUCAGCUGAUGUGUUUGUUUUGUGACUGAGCACCCAUGAUUCUUAAAACACCACAGCAGAACAUGACGAAAAUCGUUCAUGUUUCAAAAUCGUCGCUUUUUUAUUGUGUGCAGUCCCAAAACACAACCUUUAUCAUUGAAGAAGGAAUAAUGGACUCGUACUGUUAGUCACACAGAGCUUUGUUAAGUGCCUUGGGGCAACCUUGUGAAAGGUUCUAUAUAAAAAUAAAUAGAAUUUAAUUGAAAUUGAAUUAAUCAAAAUAAAUCAUCUUAACACUAGUUCAAGAGUAAAGGGCAAAAAAAGCAUAUCUUUAAGAAUGAGCUGGUUUUGCACACAUGCCCCACAGAUAUAGAUUAUUAGUGUUGCACCUUAGAGUAGAUCUAUAUAUACUAACAUGCGGCUGUCCAGGAGAUGACAAAUUAAUCCGGCUUGCAGUAUCGUUUCAGAUAGUCCUUGUGCAAAGUUUAGGUGGAUACAUGCCAGUCUGGAAAGAGCUGUCACCCCCACUACACAGGACUGACACACACACGGACAAAGAAAGGACUGAAAUGUCACACCAAGCCUGACCUUUGAAAGCUGACUCUGAGCUAGGCUGCAGGAACUUCCUCAAGUCAAAGUGCAAAACAACAGGCAGAUGAAGAGGAGGGCUGCCCAUAUAAAAGCUCGGAAAGGGCUGCUGAGCCAUUUUAUCACACAGCAGACGUGUGUUUGGCCCCAUUGUGUUCACUGGAAGUUCCAGUCUUUAACUGUGGUUAAAGCAGAUGAUGCAUUUGGACAGUGUUGCAUCUGCAUAGACAUUCGCUUUGUUUGGUAGGUUGUGGGUUUUAGGUGACUGAUUGGGUUGUAACCAGUAGGGGCUCAUGGGAGACAGAGUUGCCUGGUGAGCUUUACCCAAUGUGAUCUGGCAGAGCCAGGCAAGUGGCUGGUUCAUUGCUCCUAGCUUAUGCUCUGAGUGGUCAGAGGUGGCGAAAGCAUGGUUUCAAUGAUACCGUGGCCCUUCCAACACUAGCUGCAACAGUUUGGUUGCGGGCCUGGGUCAAGUUUUGCCAAGCAGAACAGAGACCUUUUUAAUAGCUGUUCAUCGACAUAAAGAGGAAUGCUGAACAUAGAAUUAAUGCACAGAGAAAUCUCUUUGCCCAGAAUUCAUUUUCAUUGUCCCAUUGUCCCCGGUGAUACUUGGCCUUCUGAACCUCACAAUUCAAACCCAGUUGUACUGUCCUGUAAUAUGAGACAGAUGGCCAUGUGACUCUUUAGACAGAAAGAAUCUAUGGCACCUUCCAGGACAGGAGUUGUAACCCCAAGGGACAAGGGUGCAUAACAUCUGACUGCCUUCAUCUCCCUGCCUGGAUUCAGAUUGAAGUCUCCUCUCUGUGGCUGAAUUCCAGCUGGUCCUGUGAUCCAAGUGUGCGGUACACCUCUAAGCUGAUUCUGCCGAAACUGUUGAUUUGCUGAAAAUGGCAUCACAAUCCCGGAUGAAAUCAAAGAUGCUCGACAAAUGGAAACAGUUAUUUUGGCGCCAUUGGUGUCCGGACUUGCGAAAUAAUGUUUUAAGAAAGAAAAAAGAAUUUGUGUAACAAAUGACCGGAUCUGCAAAAGAUCGAUACUGCUUUCUGAAAUAAAAUAACAAAAAUAAAUAUUUAUGUUACACUUAAGUGGAGGACAAAUAAUGGCGUAUAAAGUGACGAAGCAGAUAUUAAUACAAGUGUAUGCGCCUUCACUGUAUUGCUAGGCCUCAGGUGUUUCUCCAUUACAAUCUCCUGUAUUCUAUGCCUUUGGGUUCAGUGGAGCAGAGUGUCUGUUUGCACCCAAGAGAUCAUGUAAAAACACAGAGAGGCUCAAGGGAAGGAAAUGGGAAUAAAGACAGCAGACAGAAGUCAGGGGUAUUCGCCUUCUUUUCUCUUUUGCACAAAGACUAGAAUUGAGUGCUUGAAAGUGCAUUGUAUGAGACAAACACCUUUACUGUCAUAAUCAGCAGGGGAACGGGAAAAUGUUCUUCUUUAAUGUGAUGUGAUUCUUGAGUGGCACUGCGUGCAGGUUCUUAGACCAGAAAUGAACAUGCCCAUAGUGAGGUAGUAACGUGCUGUCUCAUCAUUCUGGUUAAAUAUUGUACCGUGCCAUUCCUUGACCUCUGAUGGAGGGUAACUUCUUCUGAAAUCUUAAUUACUUUGUUCUGUGUUCCGCAUUAUCUGUAGCUGCGGUGCAAAAUGGGAAUUGUAGAAUAAGAAAUCUUUUUUACACUAGGAAAAUAAAUUGAUAAAAAAAAACUCCAGCCUUGGUAUCUUGCUGAUACUACAUAUUACUUUCAACUAUAUAAUUGUAAUGGUUCUAUAUCAAAUGUUGCUGUUUUUUUUGUAGAAAGAAAUGGUCAUCCUGGACAAGUUAUGGACUGAUUUGCGAUUUAACAAUAAUGAUGAGCAGAACAACCUGUCAAUGGCAGAUGUAGUUCACAUACAAAACUGUUUUUGACAGUCUUCUUCUGAUUUUCUUUGACAAGCAUUUGAUGAAAACAAAUGCUGAUUAUCAAUAUACAGGUCUUCAGGACCUUCUAAGCAACUGACAGCCCUAUGUUCCAGAAAGACUUGUUUUUUACAAAACAAGGUUUUCAAUGCCUCAGUCCUGCAGGUUAUUUAUGCUCCGGUGCAAAGACAGUAGGCACAAAAAUCUGGCAUUCACACAGAUCACAAUCUUCAAGACCCUGAUCGCAACUCAAGGCAAACUAUAUGUAAGCAGACUGUAUGAACAGUUGUAGCUUAUGCUUCACAAUUACCAUUCACAUCCAGAUGUCCCAUUCAAGGGUGUUCCUCAUCAUUACCCUCAUUCUAUCCCCACUAGAAGCCUUUUAAACCUCAAAAAGGCUAUUUUUUUCUACUGUGAAAUGCAGAUCUAUCAGGAUAAGCAUUCAUUUUAAAAUGGCUAAAAUUCCAUGGCAUUGUCUUAGAACAGUGUACCAGCAUGCAGAGGAAAAUCACCACAUGCUUGAUAUCCUGGGAGCUCGUUAGCUCACUUAUGGAAUUCACACAGAAAAGAAGAGGGUGUCUGCGCAGAGCAAAACCUCUCAGUGCUCCAAGCCCAUCAGUCCUUGCUACAUCUUUUUCAUUUGGAGGAGGAUUGCUCAGAAGUGUACUGGAGAGUUCCCUGUGAUCAAGCACCAGGGACAGAGAUGCUGCUGAAGCUUACUCGUAAUUCGCUGUGCUCCGGGCUGUUUUAAUUACUGAUGAAGGCAGGAGUUCAGGACUGAUAGAAAGAGCUGAUUGGAUAUUUAGUCCUGGACUGACCCUGGUUCUGUGAAUAAUCAGCAGCUGUUUAGCUCUGAUUACCAAGCUCUCUGGACUUGUAUCCUCUAGGAAGAAAAACAACUAAAAUCCUUAAAAACCGGCAUGUAAAGCACAACACCCCAACCAUUACUGCACUUUGUUAAGGGAUUCUUUAAGACUUUCAAGAGUCUUAAUGGGGGAGUCGGAGCCUAUCCCAGCAAGCAAUGGGUGCGAGGCAGGGUGGCCCCUGGACAUCCAUCAUAGGACAGACAGACACACUCACACCAGGGCCACUUCUCCUGGAAGCCAAUUAACUCACUAGUAUGUAUUUGUA